Messenger RNA from Rhododendron vialii, 1311 nucleotides. Its product is annotated as GDSL esterase/lipase At2g04570-like. Lineage: Eukaryota; Viridiplantae; Streptophyta; Magnoliopsida; Ericales; Ericaceae. Bases 94 to 1143 code for a protein of 349 amino acids. The transcript has 4 exons. The record is from RefSeq and is a predicted model, not a curated record. Gene Ontology annotation, molecular function: hydrolase activity, acting on ester bonds.
UGAUUUAAAUUCACAUUUGUUCUCCCUCACCGUUAUUUAUUCAGCCCAAAGUCCUUCCAGUACUACCUCAUAACCAGUUUUUCUCCCAUCACAAUGGCAUUUAUGCCCAUCCCAUGGCUUCUUUUGACGCAAUUUCUAAUCCUAGUUCUCAAAUGCGAUGGAAAAGUCCCGGCAAUUAUAGUCUUUGGAGACUCGUCCGUUGACGCCGGGAAUAACAACCAGAUCCCGACGAUUGCCAGGAGCAAUUUCGAGCCUUAUGGUCGCGACUACGUUGGGGGCCGCCCAACUGGUCGAUUUUCCAACGGCCGAGUUCCUACUGAUUUUUUAUCUGAGGCAUUUGGUCUCAGGCCAACCGUGCCGGCUUACUUGGAUCCAACGUACAGAAUAUCUGAUUUUGCUGUUGGAGUGACAUUUGCCUCUGCUGGAACCGGCUAUGACAAUGCUACUUCUGAUGUGCUAUCCGUGAUACCAAUGUGGAAGGAACUGGAAUACUACAAGGAAUACCAAACCAAACUGCGAACCUACCUCGGUGACCAAAAGGCCAAAGAAACCUUAACCGGGGCAGUCUACAUCAUAAGCCUAGGAACGAAUGACUUCCUAGAAAACUACUACACCCUCCGCGACAGGCGAUCCCAGUACACCAUAGAGCAGUACCAGGUUUUCCUCGUCGGAAUCGCCAGGGGUUUCGUCAAGGCCCUGUUCGAUUUGGGAGCCAGGAAGAUUUCCCUCGGCGGGGUUCCUCCCAUGGGGUGUUUGCCGCUGGAGAGGACGGUGAAUUUUCGGGAUGGAAAUAAGUGUCUGGAGAGUUAUAAUGUUGUGGCCAUGCAGUUUAAUGGUAAGCUGAAGGGUUUGGUAGGGGAGCUGAAUAAGGAGUUACCGGGGAUUACGCUGGUUUUCUCAAAUCCGUAUUACAUUUUAAUGCAAAUAGUCCGGAGACCUUCUUUAUAUGAAUUUUCUGAAGCAGCAAUGGCAUGUUGCGCCACCGGAACGUUUGAGAUGGGCUAUGCGUGUGACCGGUUCAAUCCAUUAACUUGCAAGGAUGCAAACAAGUUCGUGUUUUGGGACGCCUUUCACCCCACUGAGAAAACAAACCAUAUAAUUGCUCAACAUAUGGUUACGACUGCUUUGUACAAAUUUCUUUAAUUCAUGAUUCUGUCAGAGGAGUGGGGGUGUUUUUCUACGUACGGUGGAUGGCGGAGUUUUAUUUAUUUAUGAAUAGGCCCUUUUGUAUAGUACUAAAUAAGGGUUGAUUGAUUACCUGAUCGAUCGCCUGUAUUUUGAUCGAAUAAACUUCCUAUAUAUUGCAGUAUA